GCAUGAGAGAGGGAGAGUGAGAGGGAGUGAGAGAGAAAGGAAGAGUGCAAGAGAGAGGGAGCGAGAGAGUGGGAGCUGUUGCCUGGUUGGAGUACGGGUGCAGGGGGUUGGGGGGGGGAACCGCAGGAGCCCCGGAGGAGGCGAUGGCCGUCCGGCCGCGGGGGGUGUCCGCGCGCUCGGGCUCGGUCCUGGAGGAGGAGCUGUCGUGCCCGGUGUGCUGCGAGAUCUUCCGGGACCCGGUGGUGCUCAAGUGCAGCCACAGCUUCUGCAAGGCCUGCCUGCAGCAGUUCUGGCGCAAGCGCACGUCCGCACGCGAGUGUCCCGUGUGCCGCCGCCGCUGCUCGGCGACCGAGCCGCCCGUCAGCCUGGCGCUCAAGAACGUGGCCGAGACCUUCGUGCGCGAGCAGCGGGCCGGCGGCGACCCCGGGCGGGGCCAGCCCGGCGCCGCCUGCCCCGCCCACGGCGAGCCGCUCAAGCUCUUCUGCCGCGACGACCAGGAGGUGCUCUGCUGCGUCUGCCACACGUCCAGGAAGCACGGCGGCCACCGCGUCAGCCCCCUGGAGGAGGCCGCCCUCGACCUGAAGGAAGAACUGAAGAAAGACUUGAGCCCGCUGAAAAAGAACCUGCGAUUUCUCUACGAAGCCAAACAGCACUGCGACGACACGACCGUGCACAUCAAGAGCCAAACGCAGCGGACGGAGCAGCGCCUGAAGGAGGAGUUUGAGCAGCUCCACGACUUCCUGCGGGCGGAGGAGGCCGCCCGGUUGGCGGCGCUGCAGGAGGAGCAGGAGAGGAAGAGGCUGGUGGUGAAGAAGAGGACGGAGAACGUCACGCGCGAGAUCCUGUCCCUGUCGCACGCCGUCAUCGCCAUCGACAGCGAGAUCGCCACCAACGACGUCCUCUUCCUCCAGAACUACAAGAACACAAAAAAAAGGGCCCAGUGCCCUGUGCAGGAUAUGGACCCGCUCCCCGGGGUGCUGAUUGAUGUGGCCAAGCACGUGGGCAAUCUGAAGUACAGAGUCUGGGAGAAGAUGCUGGGAACCUUUCAAUACUCGCCUGUGACUCUGGACCCGAACACCGCCUACGCCUGGCUGUCCCUGUCCGAGGACCUGACGAGCGUGACCACCAGCGGGACGGUCCAGAAGGUGCCGAACAACCCGGAGCGCUUCGACCACUUCGUGUUCGUGCUGGGCUCCGAGGGCUUCGGGGCGGGGCGGCACGCCUGGGAGGUGGACGUGGGCGGCAAGGAGGACUGGGUGCUGGGCGUGGUCAAGGAGUCCAUCAGCAGGAAGGGGCGGAUCUCUGGCAGCCCCGAGGGCGGCUUCUGGACCAUCUCGCACUGCGACGGCGGGUACAUCGCCAUGACGACGCCGCGCACGCCGCUGGAGCUGGAGGGCGCGCUGGAGAGGGUGCAGGUGCGGCUGGACUACGCCGCGGGGGAGGUGACCUUCUCCGACCCCGUCGGCAUGACGACCAUCUACACCUUCCGCGACCGCUUCGCCGAGAGGAUGUUCCCCUUCUUCUGCCCCGGGGCCAACAUUAAGGGCAACAACGCCGGGCCCCUCCAGAUCUGCCCCGUGAAAGUGGCCGUGUGGAACAGCGCCACCUGGUGAGGGGGCAGGGUCUCAUGGCGUCAUGCGCCACGCCCAUUCAACUGUAGUGUGAACAGUAGGCCGGCCGUAGGAGAUUAGAUGUUCGGUGUACAAAACUAAUCAACAUUAUUAUGAAAUUAAAAA
Messenger RNA from Anguilla anguilla (European eel), 1736 nucleotides. It is a transcript of the gene trim35-12, whose product is annotated as tripartite motif containing 35-12. Gene Ontology annotation, molecular function: zinc ion binding; protein binding. Bases 144 to 1613 code for a protein of 489 amino acids. The transcript is spliced from 6 exons. Lineage: Eukaryota; Metazoa; Chordata; Actinopteri; Anguilliformes; Anguillidae. The record is from RefSeq and is a predicted model, not a curated record.